Molecule: messenger RNA, 333 nt
Organism: Mucor velutinosus
Lineage: Eukaryota; Fungi; Mucoromycota; Mucoromycetes; Mucorales; Mucoraceae
Exons: 2
Coding region: 1-333 (110 amino acids)
Biological process (GO): mRNA splicing, via spliceosome
Cellular component (GO): U12-type spliceosomal complex; U2 snRNP; catalytic step 2 spliceosome
Source: RefSeq, a predicted model, not a curated record
AUGGCAAAGCAUCAUCCUGAUUUGAUUUUUUGCAGAAAACAACCUGGCAUUGCGAUAGGAAGAUUGUGUCAAACAUGCGAUGGCCGUUGUAUCAUUUGCGAUUCUUACGUGCGUCCUGCAACCCUUGUUCGUAUCUGUGACGAAUGCAACUUUGGUUCUUUCCAAGGUCGUUGUGUUAUUUGCGGUGGUCCAGGUGUGUCUGAUGCCUUUUAUUGCGUAGAAUGUACUCGACUAGAGAAAGAUCGCGAAGGGUGUCCAAAGAUUAUCAACCUUGGCUCUUCGAAAACAGAUCUGUUUUAUGAACGGAAAAAAUUUGGAUUCAAAAAGAGGUAG